GGUUACUCUUUGGCUGUUGAGCGACUCUUUGGUUGUUUACUUUUCUUGCUUGUUCCCACCGAGCUCGGUACUAAAGUUGAAAUAUGAAAGCUCCGUUUCACGUUAUUCUUAAUAAAUAUGCUGCUAAACUAAUUUAGGUGAACAUACGGACCGGGUUUUAAUCGAUUUGUAAUCAGACUGAUCGAGUUAGAGCUUCUCUUCCGCUGAGAGCAGAGGUCACUGCGACAGCCGUUUGAGACGAUGGCGAAUCCUCUAAGGUCAGAGGUCGUCCGACUUUAUAAAAAUCUGCUGUACCUGGGCAGGGAGUACCCUAAAGGCAGCGAGUACUUCAGGGACCGUCUGAGGUCUGCGUUCUCCAGGAACAGAGCAGAGAGCGACCCUCAGGCGAUCCGAGAGAUGAUCCUCCGCGGGGAGUUCGUGUCCCGAGAGCUGGAGGCGCUUUACUACCUGAGGAAGUACCGCGCCAUGAAGAAGAGAUACUACGAGGAGUGAGGACGCCCGGGGACAGAGAGACACCAACGAGGAGUCACGAGAAGAGACAGAGACACCUUGUAGAAAUAGGAUUUAUUUUUAUCAGACUUAACAUAAAAACAGAACAAAUUAAAACGUCUUUAAUGUCUGCUUUCUGCUUCAGGAUCAAAGAUUUAAAUAAAAAGUUAAAAUAAAAA
Molecule: messenger RNA, 668 nt
Organism: Trematomus bernacchii (emerald rockcod)
Lineage: Eukaryota; Metazoa; Chordata; Actinopteri; Perciformes; Nototheniidae
Gene: lyrm5b
Product: LYR motif containing 5b
Exons: 3
Coding region: 241-492 (83 amino acids)
Biological process (GO): respiratory electron transport chain
Cellular component (GO): mitochondrion
Source: RefSeq, a predicted model, not a curated record